CUGAGAUUGUCUUGUGUAAUGUGGCAUAUCGCCAUGUUGCAGGCUUUCAAUGUUCUUCGGUAUGAGAUUGGACAGAGAUAUGUUGCUCACUAUGAUGCAUUCAACCCUGCAGAGUAUGGUCCACAAAGCAGCCAAAGGAUUGCUUCAUUCCUGCUGUACUUGUCGGAUGUGGAGGAAGGUGGAGAAACCAUGUUUCCAUACGAGAAUGGUGCAAACAUGGGUGUUGGAUAUGAUUACGAACGCUGCAUAGGAUUCAAGGUAAGGCCACGCCAAGGAGAUGGACUUUUGUUCUAUUCAUUAUAUCCAAAUGGAACAAUCGAUAAGGUAACGUUUUUUUAUCAAACUAGAUUUUGUCUGUCUUGGUGUUCUUGCAAGUUUCUAUUUAAGGGUAGAAUUAGGCAACUUAGCAUCCGGAGAGACCGGUUAUGCAAAGUGAACUAAAGUUCCUAUGCUUUUUUGCUAGUGUGAAAAUCAAUCAAG
Molecule: messenger RNA, 480 nt
Organism: Olea europaea var. sylvestris
Lineage: Eukaryota; Viridiplantae; Streptophyta; Magnoliopsida; Lamiales; Oleaceae
Product: probable prolyl 4-hydroxylase 9
Exons: 3
Coding region: 19-441 (140 amino acids)
Biological process (GO): peptidyl-proline hydroxylation to 4-hydroxy-L-proline
Cellular component (GO): endoplasmic reticulum
Molecular function (GO): procollagen-proline 4-dioxygenase activity
Source: RefSeq, a predicted model, not a curated record